This is a messenger RNA of Vigna radiata var. radiata (mung bean), 2910 nucleotides long. Its product is annotated as protein RIK. Gene Ontology annotation, molecular function: RNA binding. The transcript has 11 exons. The coding region runs from base 326 to 2137 and encodes 603 amino acids. Gene Ontology annotation, cellular component: nucleus. Lineage: Eukaryota; Viridiplantae; Streptophyta; Magnoliopsida; Fabales; Fabaceae. The record is from RefSeq and is a predicted model, not a curated record.
UCUAGUAGUAGUACGUACGAAACAGGCGACGGUCUCUGGUCUUGUGAAACACCGUCAUCCUUUAAUCCCUGUAGUGUGUCGUUUAAUUUCUGCAUCGUGUCGUUUAAUCCUAUUCCGAGUCACGUAACCGUACGACGUUGGGCGAGGGGCACAAAACCCCGUUUCGCCGAGCAAUCGCGUUCGUUCCAAUCUAAUACCGACGCUCCCUGAGUCUUCUUUCGUUUUCUAUCGGAAACGAAAAAGAAGCGAAAAGAGAAACGAAGACAAUAUUGCACUUCUUUUUCUUCGUCGUCUUCUUGUUUCGCAAUCUCGAUUUGGUUAAACUAUGACAGAAGAUAGCAGCGUUAGGGUUUCUUCUUCCAACGAAACCUCUGUGUCCAACGAUGCUGCGCAAACGCGGCGGAGAAAGAAAAGAAAGUGGGAUCAACCAGCGGAUUCGUUGAUGCCAGUUGGCAUGGCAGUACCUGGAGCACUCCCUUUGAGCAAUGCUGUUUCACUUGGAGGGAUUCCAUAUCCUGGCAUGGUUCCGGUGAUAUCCGGUGCCCUUUUGACGAAUCCUCUGGCAGCUUCUGCUCAUGUUCAGCAACAAACUGCUGCAGCUGCUGUUGCCGCCCAAAAAACGAAUCAACAAAAGAUCCAAGAUGAAUUAAUAAUUGCUCGGGAAAUUGUCAUAAAUGAUGCAGAGUCUUCUGUUCGCUACAAGUUGACAAAACGUCAGACACAAGAGGAGAUCCAGAGGUGUACUGGUGCCAUAGUAAUUACUAGGGGAAAGUAUCGACCUCCUAAUAUACCACUUGAUGGAGAGAAACCACUGUAUCUUCACAUAUCUGCAGGAGCUCAUAUAAAAGAGACAGCAGAAAGGAUUUUAGCUGUUGAUCGUGCUGCUGCAAUGAUUGAAGAAAUGCUCAAGCUAGGGCAAAAUUCACAGUCAAUUUCUUCUGCCUCACCUAAUGGACCGAAGGUGCUGAAUACGUGUGUGUUUUUGGGUUUUGAUGCUGAUCCUUCAUUGAACAUUGUGGCUCGGAUACGUGGACCAAAUGACCAGUAUAUAAAUCACAUUAUGAAUGAAACAGGAGCAACAGUUAUACUGAGAGGACAUGGUUCAGGAAACAAUGAAUGCUUGAAUGCAGAAGAUGGGCAGGAGCCUCUGCAUCUGUUGUUGUCCAGCAACAAUGCAAAAAGCCUUGAGGAUGCUAAGCUUUUGGCUGAAAAUCUUUUGGAUACAAUCUGUACUGAGUGUGGUGCUUCAAGGGUUUCAUCAUGUAAGGUUUAUAGUGCUGUUCCACCUCCACAGCAGGUAUACACUGCUGUUCCACCUCCCCAGCAGGUAUAUAGUGCUGUUCCACCACCUCAGCAGGUUUAUGAUGGCCUUUCAUUGUCAAAGCAGAUCCCUACUGUCAUUUCACCCCCACAAAUUUACAGCGCUGUUCCACCCCCACCGAAGUUGACAGGUGUUCAGAGCCCUGCAAUUGAGCAUGAGGCAGUUACCAGUGUAACCAGUAGUUCUAUGUCAGCAGUAGUGGUCUUGAAACCAGUUCCUCCUGCUUCCUCGGUUGGAGUGAUUGGUGACACCGCUGCCCUCACUUUGGGAACUACACCACAACUUACUGGACAUUUAAGCUCUGGGCAUCAAGCAAACGUGAUUGGUUACACUCCCCCCCCUUUAGUAUCUGGUGGCACUAGCUAUAUUGGAUAUGGUGGAAUAUAUCCUCAAGCUACCCCUUUGCAACAAGUUGCCCUUGCUUUGAGGCACUCACCUCCUGUUGCUUCAACAGUUGAUCCCACAACAUUAGCAUCAAAUGGAGAGUCCAAGCCAACCUCAAGCAUUGAUUUUGAAAAGGAGAAGCGGCCACCCCAAAAACGAAAGUUUCAAGAAUUACCAGUUGGUUCGAAAGGCACAGCAAAACUCAAUCAGGGUUUUCAAUUUUGGAGGAGUAGGAGCGUGCUUGUGUCUUCACAGCAUACGUCCUUUCUAAUCCAAGAUGUUAUUAUGACUUUUUCCUUCAUUGGUAAAAUUGCUGCAAAAGAUGUGGGGUGCUUUUUGGCGACCAUGCCCUCCUCUAGUCCUGCAUACAGGGACUGUCAAUUUCUUGAAGGGAAGGAGGGUUUACCGUACCAAAUUGAUGCAAUCUUUUAAAGGGAAGAAGACAAUUUGGGAUAGUAGAAAAUAUAAAACUAGAGAAUGAGAUAUCAUAGGUAGGUAUAUAAUAAGAAAAGGAUUAUAUCAGAGUAGAUUAAAAUUGUGGGCGAAGUAAAUUAAAAUAAAAAAGCUCUUUCCCUUAGUUAUCGUCACACUUUUAGAACAUCUUACAACACCGUUGUUCUUUGUGCAAAUGAUUUUAUCUGAAGAUUUGACAUCAAUGCUACAUUUGGUAUAGGAACUCCAACCCUUUUAUCGGGGAAAUUUGGGCUGCAGAUUUACAGUUAUAACACUUUUUAUUCGGAGAAUGGCAUUAAAUUAUUAUAUACCUGUCUUAAUAUUACUUAACCAUUUACAUAAUCUGGCUAGAUUUUAUACUUUCUGGCUUCCUGCUAUUGUUUGUCUCAGUAGAUCAAUUUUGGAUGUUACGGUACACUAGUAACAAGUCGUUACCUGUUUAUUCUACCAUGUAGUGUUUUACCUUGCUUUUUGUCUUUUGUUUUCCUCGUUUGCAGUUCAGUGUCUUUAUUUGACUUUCAAGUCUGGCGUGUUGGAAUGAUUGGUUAAGUACCUGAUUCAAAAGUUGUAUUUGGGUUUUUGUUUUCUCCCACUCUAUCUUGAUUGCAGGGUUUGCAACCUCUAAAACCUAAUGAACAACUUGAUGGUCUUGUUGUGAGGAAUAUAUCAACUAUGCCCGCCCCUAAGAAGUUGGUCCAGCCAUCAUCCAACGGAAUGCCAGCACCUCUACCGAGAACUAUGCCACCACCGCC